This is a messenger RNA of Thamnophis elegans (Western terrestrial garter snake), 1167 nucleotides long. RefSeq names its product troponin T3, fast skeletal type (gene TNNT3). The coding region runs from base 1 to 843 and encodes 280 amino acids. The record is from RefSeq and is a predicted model, not a curated record. Gene Ontology annotation, cellular component: troponin complex. NCBI's taxonomy places the organism in Eukaryota, Metazoa, Chordata, Lepidosauria, Squamata, Natricidae. The transcript has 12 exons. Gene Ontology annotation, molecular function: troponin C binding; tropomyosin binding; troponin I binding. Gene Ontology annotation, biological process: sarcomere organization; regulation of muscle contraction; muscle contraction.
AUGGUGGACAUUGCCAAGAAGAAAAGAGAAGACAAAGACAGCAAAGGCAAUGAUCUCCAGAAGGAACUUAAUAAAAAAAUUCAGAAGAGACAAGAAACAAUCUAUAGAAGAAACAUCAUCUGCGAAGAUCUUGCUGAUGAGGAAUAUGAAGAAGAAGUUCAUGAGCCAGAGAAGAAACCCAGAGCACCAGUACCACAGUUGACUGCACCUAAGAUCCCAGAGGGCGAAAAAGUAGACUUUGAUGAUAUUCAGAAGAAGAGGCAGAACAAAGACUUGAUUGAGCUUCAAGCCUUAAUUGAUAAUCACUUUGAAAACCGGAAAAAAGAAGAAGAAGAUAUAAUGGCUCUUAAAGAGAGAAUUGAAAAACGUAGAGCUGAGAGGGCUGAGCAGCAAAGAAUCCGAGCUGAGAAAGAAAAGGAGCGUCAGGCCAGACUUGCUGAGGAAAAGGCAAAGAGAGAGGAAGACGAUGCCAAGAGGAGGGCUGAAGAUGAUUUGAAGAAGAAGAAAGCCCUCUCCUCUAUGGGUGCCACAUACAGCAGCUAUUUGGCGAAGGCUGAUCAAAAGAGAGGAAAGAAACAAACUGCAAGGGAACUGAAGAAGAAAAUUUUGGCAGAGAGACGCAAACCUCUGAAUAUUGAUCACCUUAGUGAAGACAAACUGAGGGAGAAAGCCAAAGAAUUGUGGGACUCGCUGUAUGCGCUGGAGACGGAAAAAUAUGAAUAUUUAGAGAAGAUCAAGAGGCAAAGAUAUGAUAUUGUAUCACUACGUUGCAGGGUGGAGGCACUGUCCAAGUUCAGCAAGAAGGCUGGAGCCAAGGGCAAAGUUGGAGGACGCUGGAAGUAAAGAUCUGGAAGAUCCCUGCAGGAAGAUUCAUCAAUGGUGGCAUGGCCAAACAUCACUGGCUCAUCUUCCCUAUUUAGCUACCAAUUCCUCUCUCUUGCCUGAACAAAACCAUAGUUGCAACAUCAGCCUGGAUUGCCUACUGCUUAUUUUUAGGGUGCCCACAAGAACCUCAGCUCUGAAUGACGACAAGUCCCUGCUGAUACCUGUUGUCUCAUGUGUAUUUUUUCCUAAUUCCAGCCGUACACUGCCACAUAGAUUGCAGUGUAUGAAUCUUUUGGUUUUGUAAAUAAAGCGUAGUCAAUAAUACACUUCAGAUCUGCAACU